Messenger RNA from Neltuma alba, 1357 nucleotides. Its product is annotated as protein PELOTA 1-like. Gene Ontology annotation, biological process: nonfunctional rRNA decay; nuclear-transcribed mRNA catabolic process, no-go decay; ribosome disassembly. Bases 88 to 1182 code for a protein of 364 amino acids. NCBI's taxonomy places the organism in Eukaryota, Viridiplantae, Streptophyta, Magnoliopsida, Fabales, Fabaceae. The record is from RefSeq and is a predicted model, not a curated record. Gene Ontology annotation, cellular component: cytoplasm. The transcript has 2 exons.
GUUUUCACGUCGACCUUCAAAGAUUCGCAGAUUACGCUGUUUCCAGAUCUUCCAACAAGCAAUACCAAAGACAAGAUUCCAUGAACAAUGAAGCUUUUAGACAAGGACUUCGCGCUGAACCAGCCGGGAACGGUCAAGAUCAUCCCCGAAGAACCCGACGACUUAUGGGUGGUUUACAACCUCAUCGCCAUUGGAGACGUCGUUACAGCCGAUACGACUCGCAAAGUUCACCUGGAGGCGACCAAGAACACCGCCUCACGUGUCAAAGUCACCAUUCCCGUCAAAGUCACGCGCCGCGACUUCCAGAAAGAUUCUUCCACCGUUCGCGUUCAAGGCAGGAACAUCGGGACGAACCAGUACGUCGCGUCAGGCUCAUUCCACACCUUGACCAUCGAAAUGAACAAAGGCUUCGAACUCUCUAAAAAGAUUUGGGAUUCCACGGCUGUGGCCGCCUUAUCCGAAACCUCCAAGAAAUCACCAGGCGCUGACCUCGCCGUAAUUCUUAUACAAGAGGGUCAAACAGAGGUUUAUUUGGUCGGGAACGGGCCAACCACGCUUUGUUCUAAAAUCAAAGAUCCAAGGACUGGAAAGAAAUCAGCCAGCAACGUGUUUUUUCGAGACAUCUUUAACGCCUUCGUGAAGCAUGUGGAUUUCAGCACCAUUAAAACCGUACUGAUAGCGAGUGAUGGACCAACAAAGGACGAGUUUCGUCAGUUUCUGCUCUCAGAAGCGAAAAGAUUGAAUAUGAAAACAAUCGAGAACAAUAAGUCGAGAAUUGUAGUGGCAGGAUGUAAGGGAGAUCUGAAGGAGGUGCUGAGCGACAAGGGAGUGAUGAAUAUGAUAAAAGAUAGCAAGGUUGUGCUGGAGAUUAGAGCUUUCCAAGAGUUGUGUGACUUGCUGGACAACAAUUCGGGUCGGGCAUGUUAUGGUACAAAGCAUGUGGAGGCUGCGCAGGAGAUGAUGGCGAUCGACACCCUUCUGAUCACGGACGAUCUGUAUAGAAGCUCUGAUGCCAAGACGAGACACAAGUAUACGAAUCUGGCUGAAUCAGUGAGGAAGGGAGGAGGGAAAGUGCUGGUGUAUACCUCCAUGCAUGUCUCAGCAGAACAGCUUGCCCAGCUCACGGGUGUUGCCGCAACUCUGAGGUUUCCCUUGCCCGACCUUGACGACGCGGAUGUUUAAGUUCAAACAAGGCUUUCUAUAUAUAUCAGUUUAUCGUGCAUCUCUUAGCUUGUUGUUUAUUAAUCAGGAGAGGAAUGGCCCUUCCUCUCAUUUGUGUAUAUAAUGAUCACUGACUCUUUAUGCGUUGAUUCUUACAUAAUCUUAGAUGGUGCAUUGCCUAUGAGCAUAUCCCUCA